GAAGAUCUCAGAGUCAUCAUCAUAUCUGCCAAAGGUCCGGUGUUCUCAUCGGGACACGACCUGAAGGAGCUGACAUCCGCUCAGGGCCAAGAGUUCCACACCAAGGUGUUUCAGACCUGCUCAGAGGUGAUGACCCUGAUACAAGACAUCCCCGUCCCAGUGAUCGCCAUGGUGAACGGCGUCGCCACGGCAGCCGGCUGCCAGCUGGUCGCCAGCUGUGACAUCGCCGUAGCGACCGAGAAGUCCACCUUUGCCACACCUGGCGUCAAUGUGGGCCUGUUCUGCUCGACGCCGGCGGUGGCCAUCGGCAGAGCGGUGCCCAGGAAGGUUGCCAUGGAGAUGCUGCUGACGGGAACUCCUCUCUCAGCCCGUGACGCUCUGCUGCACGGCCUGAUCAGUAAGGUGGUUCCCGAGGAGCGGCUGGAGGAGGAGACGCUGGCCAUCGCCCAGCGGGUCUGCCAGUCCAGUCGGCCCGUCGUGGCUCUUGGAAAGGCCACCUUCCUCAGACAAAUGGCUCAAGGCAGAGACGCAGCGUAUGCUACGGCCUCCAAGGUGAUGGUGGACAACCUGGCUCUCCGGGAUGGGCAGGAGGGGAUCCGGGCCUUCAUCGAGAAACGCAAGCCUGUGUGGAGCAAUAAAGCUGAGAAGGUUCAUGACUGAGCAGCUCUGCUGCUAGAGAAGAAGAAAUAAAAGAGUGAAAUCUGCAGUAUUAAGAAGAUCUAAGGUUUAAAUCAUUUCUUAUUUUGGCCAAACAGAACCUUUGUUCUGUUCAGAUCAGCAGCUCUCUGGGCCUCAGGAGCUCAUUCUGUUAGAAAUUCAUCCUUGUUUAUCUUGAUUUGAUGGUUUCCUUUUGACUAAAUUAAUCAGAACUUUUGCAUAUUAUUGAGGAAACAGCAGAUAAAGGUCUCUGAUAAUCAGAAGAGUUCCCCUCUUAAUGGUGGACGUUUGUGACAGACUGGUUUAAGCUGAAUCUUAAACUAAACUGAGUUUAGGAAAAAGGUUCCCUUCUUGGUUAGACAUCUUUCUUCAACACUACAGACAUUAUAUAUUUUUUUUUAUUUUGCCCUUUCUUUUGUGUAUGAAAUUAUUUUGCAAACUCUUGCUUGAACUUGAAUUUAUUAAAGGAAAAGUCCGGUCUGCAAGGAAUCA
Molecule: messenger RNA, 1149 nt
Organism: Cyprinodon tularosa
Lineage: Eukaryota; Metazoa; Chordata; Actinopteri; Cyprinodontiformes; Cyprinodontidae
Gene: echdc3
Product: enoyl CoA hydratase domain containing 3
Exons: 5
Cellular component (GO): mitochondrion
Molecular function (GO): hydro-lyase activity
Source: RefSeq, a predicted model, not a curated record